AUGGUGCGGGUGGUUUGCUUCUGCUUGACGGUCCUUCUGACGGUGCUGGCUUUUCUUGCCGCGAAGCUGGGGCUGCUGUACCUCUUCGGCUUCCACACCUGGACAGCACCGCCCAUUGCAGAUGUGGAUGUGCCGACACCGACCUCAGAAGAGCCGGAGCAAAGUGCCCCACACCUCGAGGCAUUGCAGGAAUUGCGACGCGGGAAUGCGAAAGCGGCUCUUGCCAAAGCCAGAGGCUGUGCUGCCGAAUACGGUGGCUGUAGAAGCCUCCUCGGGGAGCUCUACCUCACGGGGACUGAGGUUUCACAGGACCUCGCCCAGGCUCUGCACUGGUUUCAGGCGGGAGCAGAUCUCGGCGACCCUGACUCGCAAUAUGCGCUGGGGGUCUUGUACGCCAACCUCCUCGACGAGGAAUCUUCGCUAGAGUUGCAGAAGAACGAGGGUCUGAGCAUCCUCUACCUCUACGCUGCUUCGCUGUCAGGGCACCUUGGGGCCAUGAUGGCAAUGGGCUACAGGCAUUUGCAAGGCCUUGGGGCCCCAAGAGCCUGUGGCACUGCGGCACUCAACUACAUCGAGGUGGCCCGGCGAGUGGCGCAGGUCUACUCCUCCGGAAUGCCGAAGGCAGUCGAGCUCGUAAGGCUCGGCGUUGACAAUCGAGACCGUCAGAUGAGCAUCUCAGAGAUGGCGGUCUUCGUUGAGAUCGCUGCCAGCGGAGAUGCCAAUGUUGCAGCUGCCGUGGGCAAGCGAUAUUUAUUGGGUCUUGAGGGCUUUCACCAAAACUACGCGCGUGCAGCGGGUCACCUCACGACAGCUGCGCAGAAGCAACAUCCCAAUGCCAUGGCUCUCUUGGGGUAUAUGUACAGUCUCGGGCUUGGUGUGACCAAGGACUUCGAUCGGGCCUACAGAUACUUUCAAGAUGCAGCGUCUCGUGACGAUGCUCUAGGCCAUAAUGGCUUGGGGUUCAUCUACUUCCACGGCACAAAAACCCAAGCGCAGGACUUUGACCUGGCAUUCCGCCACUUCAACUUUUCUGCGCAUGCCGGGAGCGCUGACGGCAUGUUCAACCUGGGCUCUCUGUACCUGACGGGCACGGGCACGGAGCAGUCCUUCCAGCGAGCUGCGCACUGGUAUACUCAGGCACUGGAUCGUGGCCAUACUCCUGCAGCCUACACGCUAGCAGUGAUGCACCUCAAUGGCAUCGGCGCUGUCCGCAACUGCAAAAUGGCGGUGGAGCUUCUCAAGCGAGUAUGCGAAAGGGGCAGCUGGGUGUCUGGAAAGCUCCGAGAGGCGUACGACCUGCAAGAGCAGCACAGUUCUGAGGCAGCUGCAUGGCGCUUUCUACAGCUUGCCGAAGCUGGCCACGAGGUGGCGCAGAUGAAUGCAGCUCACCUCUUUGACUCAGGUGCAGCAUCAUUUUUGCUGAAUACCAGCGAAAGCGAUGCUGCGGAGCCUGAGGAGCGUCGCUGGGGCCGCUUCUUUGCCCAGCGCCAUUACGAGCUCUCAGCCGAGCAGGGCAACGCCUUUUCGGAGCUGCGGCUCGGUGAUUUCGCUUACUACGGUUGGGGCUUUCGCCUCCACAGCAGCGCUGCUGUGGCCGAGUUUGAGGAGGACUGCCGCGUGGUGUCUGAGCCGCAAAGCAAGGCACAAAGAAGCUCUAGUUGUGGGUUGCAACAGUUCAGAAUGUCAUCAGAGACAUUCUGA
Messenger RNA from Symbiodinium natans, 1701 nucleotides. The record is from the annotation of a GenBank genome assembly. Lineage: Eukaryota; Dinophyceae; Suessiales; Symbiodiniaceae.